AUUACUUAUUAUAUGUAUUUAUAUGUGAGUUUUGAUUUCCCAAUGUUAAAUAGUUUAUUAUCUGUAUUACCUCCAGUCACCAGCCUCACCAUCACCAACGCAGUACUUCACCGGUAUUUCACCGGUAUAUACUAUUCGAUCAGGGCCAGAGGACUGUAAGAGGACGCACACCAUUGCAGUCUCCGAGUCAUGGGGAAGCAAGUGAUCUCCACCAAAACACCUCACCACCUCAGUUCUGCCCAGGAGGAUGUGCUUCACCUCUGGCCAAUCGUCACUCUAUGUAAAAGCAAAAGCAAGCACGGUAUGGUGAGGGUUGUACAGAAGACCUCAAAUGAUACAUUAAUAGUCCCUCAGCGUCUCAGGAACCACUGCAUCUCAGAAAAGAACAAUUCAGUCAAAAAGAGGGCGGAGAAAAAACUGGCAACAAAGUUCCGAGGAGAGCGCACCAAGUGCAGCUACGGCCUGCGGACCUGGGCAUUCUCCACUUACAUGGACACUGACGUGCAGCAUGACGAUGAUGUUACAUACUGCAGACAAUGCCAGAAACACUUUUUUGGUGUAUGCUUUCUCCAUUCCAAGCUUGUUUUCAAUAGAGAAGUUGUGCGGGAUGGGAGUGUGGAGGAGCGAGCCCGCCUCACAACACCCUGGCCUCUGUAUGUGGCUGUCUCCCACAUACCAGGGGCAGGGGAAGGUGUGUGGACCUCUGCUGCCCUUCCUAGGGGACUGGUUUUUGGCCCUUAUGAAGGUCAACUUCUCAGAGUGAAAAAGAAUUCUAAAGCAGCAGAUUCAGGUUAUGCUUGGCAUUUGCAGGUAAAGUCUUACAAGAAGAGCAAAAUGUAUAUUGACAGUGUGAACAAAUCCAUCAGCAACUGGUUACGUUACGUGAACUGUGCCCGGGAUGCCAUGGAGAUGAACCUGGAGGCUUUCCAAUAUAAGAAGGACAUAUACUACAUCACUCUCCGGGAAAUUGAAAGCAAUUCUGAAUUGCUUGUGUGGUAUGGUGAUGAGUAUGGCAGGGAGCUGGGGAUAGUGAACCUCUCAAACUGCAUUAUCAACAUGCCUCCAGCCCAAGGAGAUGCUUUAAACUCAGAAGAACCAGAGAAGUCACCAGCCUCUGAAGAGACUAAAGUUAACAAUAAGAUGAAUAGCAGUGAGAUCAAGCCUAUGUAUGGUGAACAGACUCAGAAGAUUGGCAAACUCACCAAGCCACAGUCAGCAUUACAGCAUCUGUUUUGCCUGGCUAGACUAGAAAGAAAGGAUGAUCACAGUGUCAGGGUGGUGUAUGUAAACUCCAUAGAUAAUAAUAGGGAUAGUUCAGGAGAUGCAGGCAGGAAACUUAGGAUGUAUGGGGAUAAACCUCACUUACUUCCCAAUGUGAGGUUCAACCAGAAGUAUAACUGCAAGUACAAUCAUGCAUAUUGUAUAGAGUGCAGAAAGACAUACAGCAACCCUUGCCCCAAGCACCCAAUGACACUGAUCCUGGAUGUACCUGUUCCCCGUGAUGGCAGCUUCCAGAACCGUGCUGAGCUCACUGCCCCCUGGCCUCUGUACAUUGCCAAGUCCAAGGUGGAGGAUGGAGGUCUGGGGGUGUGGACCAGUGCUGACCUUCCCCAGGGACUUGUGUUUGGCCCCUGUGAAGGCCAAAUUGUGAGGAGGACUGGAGAGAUGUCUGGUUAUGCCUGGGAGAUCCGUGGGAGGCCAGACCUAGAAAUAGACUGUAAAGACACCUCGGUGAGCAACUGGGGGCGCUAUGUUAAUUGUGCAAGAAACUACAUUGAAAGGAACCUGAUUGCUAUGCAGAUUCAAAAUGAAAUAUUCUAUGUCACCAAUACUGAGAUUAAAAGGAAUACAGAGCUGAUGGUGUGGUAUGGAGCAUCAUAUGGGCAGAUGCUGGGUUUAUCCACCAGGGAUUUCUUUAAACCACAAUUAAGAGCAACAGAGCUUGAGAGGUGGUGCAGUGAGUGUCAAGUGCUCUUCACUUCACCUGAGUUCUUGAACAGGCACAAAGAAAGAUGUGGGCAGAAUGUGAGAGGCAAAAGCAAGAAAAGAACACAGGAUGAUUCAGAUUUGCUUCCACCUAAACACUUGAAGUCAGAAAGGAAGCCACAAAGAAAAAACAAAAAGAAGACCUCAGUAAGAAAUUUGGAAGGAAGCUUUUUAUUAGAAGCUAGAAAUGCUGUUAGUCAGACUAAGGAUCUCUGUGAUAUCUCUAGUACUGAUGUUAACUGUUUUAGUUCCUCAGACCAGUUCAUUGCCCCAAGUUUCAUCUCCAAGCAAUCAUUUCAUGGUAAGAAAACAAAAAUUUCAGAAAAUAAUGUUUCCCAAAGAUUGUGCCACAAGCCAGGGUGUAAGUGUGGUGCAAGCAAAAAAGCCUUCAUUCCUGGCAAGGUAUACAGGUGUGGCAUGUGGCAGGAUAAGCCUCAUGAUGGGAGUAAUGUUAGCAAGUCAUCUCUUAAAACAGUUACUUUUGAUUCCCAUAAAGGGUCUGCUGAUUUUGUCAGUCCUGAUAAAGCACUGCCUCCUGAUGCGGAUUCUGCAAUGUAUUUUGCCCAUGAAUUAAAGGAACCUUAUCAGAAUGCAUUAGACAGUCAUGACAUGCCAAAUGUAACCACUAAUUUGAAUCAGAUAGUAAAUUUGACUCCUGUCAUUUCCCAAGACUUACAUGGAACUUUCAGUCAGAUUUUAGAGUUUGAUUCUGCUGAAACAGUAAACAAUGCUUCCUUGGAUUCUGGUUCGGCCUUUUUGGAUAGCUUUCUGAGCCAUGAUGAGCCAUUUUUAGAUUCAUUGAAUCUGGAAGAAUACACUGCUUCACAGGAAAAGUCAACUAAUGAUUCUUCAGGCUACAAGAGUAUUAAUUCCAGCACCCAGAGCAACCAUUGUGAUAAUCUGUCUGAUAAUGUUUUGAACUCUUCAUUGUCCACAAGUGGUCUCAGGUAUUCCCAUAAAGCUGAAUGCAGGCCUCAGAUGCCAUGCAGAGAGAGCACUCACAUAGAUAUGUUGUGUGAUGGAGAGAAUGAUGAUGAAAAGUCAAAACAAAUAUUCAGUCAUGUUUCUGAUGACAAGAUUUAUUGUGGAACACAAAAGAAAUGCUGCCCAGCUCAGCUACAUGAAUGGAGAAAUUGUUCAUGUUCUGAUGGAAUGAGAAUGAUCAAUAAGCAACACACAAGAGAAACCCAUCAAAAGGUGUUACAUUACUCUGAAAGUGGUAACUGUAGUCAUCCCCACCCAAGUAAUAUGCUACAGAAGAAUUUAAAGAGAAAAAAUCUUAAGGAUACUUCGAUGCAGCUCUAUUGGAAGAAAAGGCAUGAUAUUGAAAGCAGAUGGAAAAUGUCAAGCCAUUCCACAGUAGAGCGACUUCAGAUUUAUGUAAGAAAGAAUCAUGUGCAUGGUGAACACGUGGUUAAUAGGACAAAAGCUUCUGUCCAUCCUCAGGAACCCGUUGCAGCACAUGCAGAAGACUGCAUCCAGGAUGAAGCUAACAUAUCUGCAGAUUUGCAGCAGGGGGAGAGGAACAUCAGUUUAUCCUGUGAUAGAUUUUAUGGCAAGAUGUCAAAUCAUGAAAUGAGUCAUCAGAAUGUGGCAAAAGAGAAUGGUAACUACUCAAGGCAAGUCAGGCCCUGCAGCACCUUAGAUUGUGGUGGAGAGGCCAGCCUUUCAUCUCUAUACCAGCAUAAUCAAACUCUUCAUGGAGGUAACUGUGGUAUUAAUGUAGCUAAUCAUUCAUCAAUUAGUGGCUCAAGACAGAUUAUUAUGCACCAAAAAGAAAAUUAUUGUGCCAGAACACAGCCACUUCAAUCAUUAAUCAAGAAGCAUGAACACCCGUACUCAAGGCUGUGUCCUAGAAGUGGUGGCGUCAUACUCUAUGAAUGCUUCAAAUGUGGGAAAAAAUUUGCCAGUAAAUACAACCUUCAUGAGCAUCAGUAUUUUUGUAUGUAAUGCAGUGCAGACUUUAUUAGUGCUCACUUUGAUUUUUUAUCUUUGUUAGAGGAUGAUUUUGAAUAUUGUAACUGGAGCCAAAAUUGCAGUGCUGGCAUUUCAUCUUUGAAAAAACCUGGAUGUGUUGUAUAUGUUUUAUUUAUUUGUUAUUUAUUAGUGAAUAUAUUUGUUUAUGCUUUAUACAAACUAGGAACACACAUACACACACACACACACACACACACACACACACACACACACACACACACACACACACACACACACACACACACACACACACACACACUUUUAAAAUUCGCCUUGAUAUGGAGAAGUAUUUUUAAGCACUACUUCUAUUAGGCUGAAUAUUUUAGCUUCUGUAAUUGUAAUGAAAACUAUAAAUAUGUAGUAAUUUAUGUACAUAUUCUGUCAUGUGGAUACCAGAGUGCUAGCGUGUGCCAUUUUGAAUAUAUGCAGGCUGGCACCUUCCUCAUACUGAUGAUUCGGUAGUAGAAAGGAAGUCUCUCUCUCUCUCUCUCUCUCUCUCUCUCUCUCUCUCUCUCUCUCUCUCUCUCUCUCUCUCUCUCUCUCUCUCUCUCUCUCUCUCUCUCCUCUAACUGCCCUAUUGCUGGCAUAGGCGAAUUAUUAUUUAACAUUUAUCACAUGGUAUACUUUGUUACUCCAUGCCUGGACCCAUUGCUUUAUGAUUAAUUUGUGUUUGGUUAUUUAAGAUUUUUUUUUCUCUUAGUACUAUAAGUUAAAGAUGUUUUUGGUUCGUGAAGUGUAUUGUUAUGGACUAGUCAUGUGUGGUUGUGAACUGUGUUGAUUAUAAGUUAAUAUGUACAAGACUUCGAACUGAAACAAAUGUGAAGUAUACUACGGAGGAGUGAUAAUAUGUAGUAAAGUGAAUAAUAUGAAGAAGUGAUAAUAUGUCAUAAUACGAAAAUGAAGUGUUAUAAUAUACAGCGUUUCUCGGCGUACACUAUUCUUAAAGUAGAUAAUGGAGAUAGUUACCAUAUCCAGUAAUGUAUACCGUACAAAUGACGAAUGUUGGCUGAUUCUCUGACUAUAGGUAUGUAUGGAUUGAAAACACAAUACUUUAACCAUUUCCGGAAGCUUUCGAUAAUGAACCUGUGUGAUUUAAACAGUGUGACGUGCAGACAUUCAGAGGUACAAAUAUUAAACGCGUGAAGUGCAAA
Scylla paramamosain (green mud crab) is the source of this 5114-nucleotide messenger RNA. RefSeq lists its product as uncharacterized. NCBI's taxonomy places the organism in Eukaryota, Metazoa, Arthropoda, Malacostraca, Decapoda, Portunidae. Gene Ontology annotation, molecular function: protein binding; histone methyltransferase activity. Gene Ontology annotation, biological process: regulation of DNA-templated transcription. Gene Ontology annotation, cellular component: nucleus. The transcript has 14 exons. Bases 190 to 3936 code for a protein of 1248 amino acids. The record is from RefSeq and is a predicted model, not a curated record.